AUGGGCCGGAAGAAGGCGGUGUCUAACGGCAGAAGCGGCCGCUCGGGGCGGAUCGCGAAACAAUCAUUUACUCCUACCGAUGUAGGUGCACACCCGAAAAAGGCGAUGACUAGCCCGGUGAAACGAGCUCCGAAGAAAGCUGCUCCCCGGGGAAAGUGGAGCGAGGCAACGCUAUUGACCAGCGAGAAGUCGGUAUUAGUUCACGCGGAUCUGGUGAAACUACUCGCCAGUCCCGAAGCUUGGAAUUGUCUAGAUGAAACCGACAAACAAGAGAUCCUAGCUCUUCUCCCCGCAGAUAUCCACCCCGAAACCGAGCUCCAGCCAGACAGCCAAGAACAAAAGAUACUCCCCAUACCCGCAUCAUUCUUGCGCUACUCGAAUAACUGGCGCGAUGGUCUUCGUCAAUUCCAGCUCGACCUUGAGAAUGGUCGCUACGAUCCCGAAUGGUUGCGACAAGCGGAGAAAGCUCGCAAACAGCGGGAAAGUGGUGAUUUCGACACCUUUAAAGAGCGGGAGUUUGAACAGUUCUGGGGCCAGAAGCAGAAUUUCAACAAGAGGCUUCCCGCUGGUGACAGUGCGAAAAUCAAAUUGAGCGAGCUUGUUGAACAUGGUGUGAUUCAGCUCGGUGAUGUCUGGAGGUUUCGUUUUGGGUUUGGGAAGGGCGAAAAUAACAUUAAGAUUGAUAAGGAAGUCAGGAUCGACCGCAUCGAGGGCUCAAAAUUGUCAUUUACGAUUCCUACUGGGAGACGAACUUUCCUCUCCAAGGUUCUUGCAGAUGCCGCAAAGGUCUCACCGGGCACCGAAAAACCGACCAUCGGCCACAGCAUCAAACAGGAGCUUCCCACUCCAAGUCCAGCGGAAAUUCGAGAGAGUGAUGCAGAGGGACCUGCUGAAAAUCUACCAAGCUUAUCCAAGGGCCCCGCAGUUACUGAUUCCACUGCGGAAGAGGUGGACGACACCGUGGAUGUAAUCUUGCCACAAGAAGCAAACACAACAGCCACCACAGCCGAUGCUUCACUCGAAAAUGAUCAGGAGACCGGCGCUUUUCAAGUCAUCAUCGUGAACCAGAAUGAUAGUCCCAAACCCGCCAACGAAAGUCUCAAACGCCCGACACCCCAACCGGAAUCUGAACCUCCAGCAAAGCGCAAGCGAGGUAGACCUCGCAAGAUCCAGUCUGUCCCUGAACUCGGGACAGAGACAGUACCGGAUCCGGUUGAACAGGAAGUUACCAGUCCCAAAGUCGACACACCGGCCAACCCAGGCAUAUCUGUGGAAAUAGUCAAAUCUCCAUAUUAUUCGUCAAACUCUGCAUCAUCAGAAGCAAUGCGAUCAAACACACAAACGAAGGACCCUGAACAAAGUACAGAAACUUCAUCACCUACAGAUAUCGAGAUGCGGGAUUCAGACGGGCCAUCUAUUCAGACCAGCCUUCCACCCGUAGGAUCAUUCACGGACCCUGUACUACCGGAAAAAUCCGUGGAAAUCCCAGUACAAGCCGGAGAGUUGAACCAAAGCGAAAAGACCACGACCAACACAAACUCAUACGAAACCGAAAGAAUCGAAGACCAAGAGGAGCCCGCAUCAUCUCCACUUUCCCCAGCCAGAUCAAUGACAAACCCACCGUCCACUCAACCCCAAGAAGAACCAAAACAACCCACUGAUGAAGCAGAGCAACAAUCACAGCCCGGGGCCGAGUCCAAUGAAGCAGCACAACAACCGGAACCGGAACAGCUCGAAGUAACGAUCACAAUUCCAAACAUCAAAACCCCAAGCCCUGUCAUCACCCACAUCUUAAAGCUGGACGGGCGAAAACCUGAUGGCAGAACUGGAAAUUCCUGGAAGGAAUUCCGUUGUUACCGGAAUAAUCAGGAUAUUGGGAGUCUUUGGGAGUUAAGAGAGGCGUGGUAUUUGAAGCAGAAAUGA
Messenger RNA from Penicillium cosmopolitanum, 1923 nucleotides. RefSeq lists its product as uncharacterized. The transcript has 5 exons. The coding region runs from base 1 to 1923 and encodes 640 amino acids. Lineage: Eukaryota; Fungi; Ascomycota; Eurotiomycetes; Eurotiales; Aspergillaceae. The record is from RefSeq and is a predicted model, not a curated record.